ACAACGUGGUUCGUUAAAAUUCUCUUGAGGUUAUGUACAGAAUAAUAAUAUAAAAGAAAACAAUCAUAUUUAUUAAUUAAAUGAGUGAUAAAUUAAAAAUUAUCAAAAAUAUUAUUGCAUUUAUAUAAAGAAAUAAGAUAAAUUAAGAUUGUUGAAAAGUAAUUAUUAAAAAAAAAAAAAAAAAAUGAAGAUCAGCAAAGUGAAAAGAAGUAAUCAAAAACGAACAAAGCUCGCGAAACAAGGUAAAUUAAAAACUCGAAGACAUCGUGAUAAACCGAAAAAACAAAUUCAAAAACCUCAACAAUCGCGAAUCAACAAUACUCAGGAAGAUGAAGAAGGAAGUGAUGAUGAUAGAAAUAUGUUGGAAAUGGUGGAAAAAGAUGAUUUGUCUUUUCUCAAAGAAGCUAUUUCAAAUAAAUCCUAUGAACUUUUAAAAAAAAUUCGUUGUACAGACAAUCAAAAGCAAAGUAAAAAAUCUAAAAAAACACAAGAAAAUCUAGAAUACAGAUAUGAGAAAACAGCAUUCAAAGGAGUUGAAGAAGAUAUGGGAAAAGAAUUUAAAUUUCUUUUACCAAUUAAAACAAAAGAUGGAUUUGUUAAAACUAGAGCGAUUGAAAAAGAAAAUGUUGAAGAUGAAGAAAUGCUGGAAGAAGAAAAAGAAGAAGAUAAGGAAGUAGACGAAGAUGAAAAAAGUGAUACCGAUUCUUUAGAUUUAGAUUUAAAAGAGGAUACAAAGGAUUUAAAUGAAAUUGAACAUGUUUCAACGGCAAAAUUAUUGGCAUGUCGUGAAGAAGUUUUAAAAUCUCGACGUUAUACUAUUGGCAUUUUAUCGAGUAGCAUUUUGGAAGAUCCACAAUUAAGAUCGAAAAAUUUUACAAUGCUACUUGAUUUUAUGGAUGAGAAAAAUCCUGAAGUUUACAUUACUGUUAGAAAAUUAGCAACAGCAUCACUUCUUGAAAUUUUUAAAGAUAUUCUGCCAUCUUAUCACAUUACACAAGUUAAUCAAGAAGGAGUUAAAUUAAAAAAAGAUACAUUUCAACUACAAAACUAUGAAGCUGAUUUGUUAAAGAAUUACAAAAAUUAUUUGCAAAAAUUGGAGAAAAUGGCUAAAAUUUUAUACAAAAAAGGAAAUUCCAUGCGAAGAUUGAAUGAUCGUGAAAUUCAAUUGGCAUCAUUGGCCGUGAAUUGCAUGUGCGAUUUAUUGUUAACACAUCCAUAUUUCAAUUUUUCAAAUAAUAUCGCAAAAUUUCUUAUUCCAUUGUUAGAUAAUAAACUUUCAUCAAUAAGAGAAAUUGUCGUCAAAUGUUUUACACAAAUUUUCAAAGAAGACAAACGUGGAGAAUUAUCUUUGAUGAUUGUACAACAGUUAAAUAAAUAUAUAAAACCUCGUGGACAUACUGUUCAUCAUGAGGUAAUAUCUGUUUUAUUGGGAUUGCGAAUAAAAGAUAUAAAUUUGGAUAAAGAAAAAGAUGAGGAAUUAAAGAAGCAAAAAUUAAUGUCACAUAAGCAAAGAAUAUUAGCGUUAAGUAAACGUGAACGAAAGAAGAGUAAAAAACUUGAACAAGUUGAAAAAGAACUUUUAGAAACAAAAGCUGAGGAAAAUAAAAAGGCAAUGGAAAAAGUUUUCACCGAUAUUACAUCAUUGGUGUUUACAAUUUAUUUCCGAAUUUUAAAACAAGCACCAAGCAGUAAAAUUCUAUCAGCUUGCCUAGAAGGAUUAGCCAAAUUCGCCCAUUGUAUAAAUUUGGAAUUCUAUCAGGAUAUCGUCAAUGUUUUAAGUGCUUUAUUAGAGGAAGGAAAUUUAGCAUUGAGAGAAAGACUCAAUUGUAUUCAAACUGUUUUUAUUAUUUUGUCCGGUCAGGGUUCUGCAUUAAAUAUAGAUCCUCAUAGAUUUUAUUCUCAUCUUUAUAAAAAUCUAUUAAACGUUCAUGCAGGAAGAAGUUAUACGGAAAUUGAUGUUGUUUUGAAAGUAUUGGUUUUAGCGUUGGUUCAUCGACAGAAGAAUAUUACACAAAAUCGAUUAAUAGCGUUUGUAAAAAGAAUUGCUACCAUGGCUUUAGGUUUACAGCAUAAUGGAGCACUUGGCGCUCUUGGUGUAAUUAAAACAAUAAUGCAACUUGGAAAAGCAGCAUAUAUUUUAUUAGACACUGAUAGUGGCUGUGGCGAUGGUCUUUAUUUAUCAGAAUUAGAUGAUCCUGAAUAUUGUAAUGCAAAAUCUACAGCUUUAUGGGAAAUUAUUGCGUUGCAGCGACAUUAUCACAAUACUGUGCAUCAGGUUGCAAAAAAUAUUGCCUGGGAAGUUCCAGCCAGUGGAGAGGGCAGUUUAUCGCCUGAAAUUGCAAAAUUAAAUCCAGAAGAACUUUGCCAAGAAUACGAUCCUGUGACAGUUGCUUUUAAACCAGCAGUAGCUAUUCCAAAAAAAGUGACACCGAAAAUUUUAACGAAAUAUGAAUUUGCUAAUAUGAAAUUUGAAAAUUAUGUUAAUGAACGUUUCAACAAUGUUAUUAUCGACGAUGAAAAAUUCGAUAUUUGUGCUUCACUUCGGAAAAGAAAAUCUUUAAAUUUAGCAAAAGAAACGAAAAUUUCAAAAAGAAAACGAACGAAAUAAUGGAUUUAUUGUAUAUAGGAAUUAUAAACAUUUUUUUAAAUUUAGAAAUUAAUUACAAAUUUUUUCAAUUUUUGUAAACUAAAAAUAAAAUUGAACAAUACAUUUGUAUAAAUAAAAAAUAAUAAUAAAACAAAAUUUAGUUAUUAUUUA
Molecule: messenger RNA, 2758 nt
Organism: Leptopilina boulardi
Lineage: Eukaryota; Metazoa; Arthropoda; Insecta; Hymenoptera; Figitidae
Gene: Noc3
Product: nucleolar complex protein 3 homolog
Exons: 10
Coding region: 185-2608 (807 amino acids)
Biological process (GO): DNA replication initiation
Cellular component (GO): nucleolus
Molecular function (GO): chromatin binding
Source: RefSeq, a predicted model, not a curated record